Trichomonas vaginalis G3 is the source of this 621-nucleotide messenger RNA. RefSeq names its product Rad23 protein ubiquitin-like (Ubl) domain-containing protein. NCBI's taxonomy places the organism in Eukaryota, Parabasalia, Trichomonadida, Trichomonadidae. Gene Ontology annotation, molecular function: polyubiquitin modification-dependent protein binding; ubiquitin binding; proteasome binding. The coding region runs from base 1 to 621 and encodes 206 amino acids. Gene Ontology annotation, cellular component: cytosol; nucleoplasm. The transcript has a single exon. The record is from RefSeq and is a predicted model, not a curated record. Gene Ontology annotation, biological process: proteasome-mediated ubiquitin-dependent protein catabolic process.
AUGAAAGUUGCAAUUAAAACAAUAUCAAAUAAAACAUAUGACAUCGAUAUCGAGACAUCUAAGAAUGUUUUGGAUCUUAAGAAAGCACUAGAACAGAAAUUUUCAAUUGAAUUAAAGCAAAUCAAUUUAAUUUAUCAUCGUAAAAUCCUCCGUGAUGACCAAACUUUAGAAUCCUUGAAUUAUAAGCCAAACGAGUUUAUUAUAUUACAUAAGCAAGUCAAUGGAGCCAAUAUUUUAGAACCGAAGAAAGUCAACCCAUCCAGAAAAGAUAUGGAUAGAAAGAAUAGAUCAAAGCAUAGCCUUGAUUACCCUCCAGGCAGUUUUCCACCUGAAUCUACUUUAGUUGAUUUUGAUGCAGAAGAAGAAAGUAGUAACAUGGAAGAAGAAUUGGGAAGUGACCAAUCCGAAUCUGAACAAUAUUCCGAAACUGAAACCGGAGACAAUGACUUUUACAAUAAUUUGUCACUAGAAGGCAAAAAAGUGUUCAAUACAUUUGAAAAGAAAGGAUACGGUGAAGAUAAAUUUAAGGAAUUGUUUGAAAAAUGCGGAUCUAGUUACGAAAAUAUGAAGAAGAAAUACUUCGAAUUAUUUGGUGAACAAUAUCCAGCUUUUGACUCUUAA